Xenopus laevis (African clawed frog) is the source of this 7790-nucleotide messenger RNA. It is a transcript of the gene cluh.L, whose product is annotated as clustered mitochondria protein homolog. The transcript has 26 exons. Gene Ontology annotation, biological process: mitochondrion organization; intracellular distribution of mitochondria. Gene Ontology annotation, cellular component: cytoplasm. NCBI's taxonomy places the organism in Eukaryota, Metazoa, Chordata, Amphibia, Anura, Pipidae. The coding region runs from base 16 to 4680 and encodes 1554 amino acids. The record is from RefSeq and is a predicted model, not a curated record. Gene Ontology annotation, molecular function: mRNA binding.
UCUGUGCUGAUUAAGAUGGGCAACAGCAUUUGCUGCUGUUAUUGUAGACAUUGCUUGGAUAUCUAUUUUUCUACAGAGGACUCACAUUUAGAAGGCGAAACAACUUCUCUGCUUCCACAGUUGAAUAGUAGUUCAAUACAUCCAUUGGCUAAAACUGAUUAUGGCAUUUGUUGGGGUAACCAGCAUGAAGCAUUGUACCAGGACAUGCUUGCAAGUGACAGUGCUAUCUGGCCUUACAACUCGCAUAAAGAAGUGAAUAAGAAGCUUGAUGAUUGCAAGGCGUAUGGAAAAAUCUGUGGCUGUGAUGAGGUUUAUCCACACUGUUGCCUUUGGGUGCACUCAUCUGAGGCCUUUCAUGUUCCCAGUGACCUUGAAUCAGUCAAAGUGGGCAAGCCAGACUCUCCUGCUUCACUUGUCGCAUGUAUUAAACCCGAUGAACAUGGUCUGAAUUUUUCUUCACAAGAGCAGAAGAAACACGUGGAAGCAGCUGACAUAUUAGAUGCCUGCCCACAAGCAAAUGCAAGGACAUCACAAAGACAAAUAAGUUUAAACAACCAGGAUUUGUGUACCUACUUGGGGUCUUCGUAUAGCCAUUAUGCAAAUGAGUUAAAUGCUACAAAUCUUGUGCAUGUCAGUGAGGAAGACAAACAAAAUGCUAAUUUUGUCAUGCUUAAACCUCAAUCUGCAGAAUUCAACUCGGUGAUCCUAACAAAUCGUGCAGAUACUGAACAUCAUGAUACUGAGAAGGAAAUAAGCUCAGAUCAUUCAACCGGCAUGACAUUGAUGAACGGUGAUGGAGCCCAUGAGCACCAGGCUGAAGCUGAGCCAAAGCAGAAUGGACAUGAAGUGGGAGAUGAGACGGAGGAAGGAAAUGAGCAGGAGGUUAUUGUUAUCCAAGACACCGGUUUUACGGUGAAGGUUCAAGUUCCUGGAGUUGAGACUUUUUCUAUCCAAGUCUCUCCACAGGAGAUGGUGCAGGAGAUCCAUCAAGUUCUCAUGGAUCGUGAGGACACCUGUCACAGGACAUGCUUUUCCCUUCAACUGGAUGGAAAUGUGCUUGACAACUUUGCUGAGCUGAAGACUAUAGAAGGCUUCCAGGAAGGCUCAGUUCUAAAGGUUGUGGAAGAGCCAUAUACUGUGCGGGAAGCCAGAAUCCAUGUCCGUCAUAUCCGUGACCUGCUGAAAAGCUUGGAUCCAUCAGAUGCUUUCAAUGGGGUGGACUGCAACUCUCUGUCAUUCCUAAGUGUAUUCACUGAUGGUGAUCUUGGAGACAGUGGUAAAAAGAAGAAGAAAGGAAAUGAACUUGAGCAGAUUGAUUGUACCCCACCUGAGUACAUUUUGCCUGGGAGCAAAGAAAGGCCAAUAAGUCCACUGCAGCCUCAGAACAAAGACUGGAAGCCCUUGCAGUGUCUAAAGGUCUUCACCAUGAGUGGCUGGAAUCCGCCUCCUGGCAACAGAAAAAUGCAUGGGGACCUUAUGUAUCUGUAUUUGAUAACCAUGGAGGACCGGCAUGUCAGUAUUACUGCAUCCACAAGAGGAUUCUACCUCAACCAAUCAACAGCAUACAACUUUAACCCCAAGCCAGCCAAUCCCAGUUUCCUGAGCCACUCCCUAGUAGAACUGCUGAAUCAGGUCAGCCCAACUUUCAAGAAGAAUUUUGCAGCCCUUCAGAAAAAACGGGUUCAGCGCCAUCCAUUUGAGCGGAUUGCUACCCCUUUCCAGCUGUACAGUUGGACUGCACCCCAAGUGGAGCAUGCCAUGGAUUGUGUUAGAGCAGAGGAUGCAUACACAUCCCGUCUUGGAUACGAAGAGCACAUUCCUGGUCAGACAAGAGACUGGAAUGAAGAGCUACAAACUACGAGGGAGUUAACUCGCAAAAAUUUGCCAGAAAGAUUGCUGCGUGAGAGAGCUAUUUUUAAGGUCCACAGUGACUUUACAGCAGCUGCUACAAGAGGCGCCAUGGCAGUUAUUGAUGGAAAUGUCAUGGCAAUCAACCCCAGUGAAGAGACAAAGAUGCAAAUGUUUAUAUGGAACAAUAUCUUCUUUAGCUUGGGUUUUGAUGUCCGAGAUCACUACAAGGAUUUUGGAGGGGACAGCGCUGCCUAUGUGUCGCCCACAAAUGAUCUAAAUGGGGUACGGGCAUAUAAUGCAGUGGAUGUGGAAGGACUGUACACUUUGGGGACAGUGGUGGUGGAUUACCGAGGUUACAGGAUCACUGCUCAGUCCAUUAUUCCUGGGAUAUUAGAGCGGGAACAAGAGCAAAGUGUAAUUUAUGGGUCCAUAGACUUUGGUAAGACAGUAGUGUCCCAUCCAAAGUACUUGGAACUGCUUGAGAAGACAAGCCGUCCCCUGAAGAUAAUGAAACACAAAGUUCUAAUUGACAAAGAUGAUGAAGUGGAGCUUUGUUCCUCUGUGGAGUGUAAGGGUAUCAUAGGAAAUGAUGGGCGUUAUUACAUUUUGGAUUUGCUACGCACCUUCCCCCCAGACCUCAAUUUCCUACCGGUUGAAGGUGAGACUAUGCCAGAGGAAUGUACAAAAAUGGGAUUUCCAAAAGAGCACAGACACAAGCUGUGCUGUCUACGUCAAGAGCUGGUGGAUGCUUUUGUGGAGCACAGAUACCUCCUGUUCAUGAAGUUGGCUGCCAUGCAUCUAAUGCAGCAAAAAGCAACCAUUCAGGACACGCUGGCAGUUGAUGCUCCCACUGCCUCAUCUGAUUCCACUGAGAAGGGUGAUCAGCCGGAAGGAAAUGGUCAGUCUGAAGAAAAGGAAGAUGUGGAUGGAGAGGCUCAGCUGAAGGAGCUGGAAGAGACCAUGGCAGCCCACAAAGAAAAGGUGGAUGCCAAAAGCAAAGAGGUGAUUCUGAAAGCUUGCCAGGCAGUCGGCUCCAUAAGUGAUUCAUCUUUCGACAUACGAUUCAACCCAGACAUCUUUUCACCAGGUGUGCUUUUCCCAAAUCAGUAUCUGGAAGAAGUGCAGAAUCAGAAGCAACUGUUGAAGGAUGCAGCAGCCUUUGUCUUAACGUGCCAGAUUCCAUGUUUGAUCAAAGACUGUCUUGACCACAGUGUUGUGCCAAUGGAUGGAACCACCCUGGCUGAAGCGAUGCACCAGAGAGGCAUAAAUAUGCGCUAUUUGGGGAAGGUUAUUGAUGUUGUCAAGAAAUUCCCUGUGCCAUCACAGCUGGACCAUAUCCAUAAAAUAUUAAUCAGCGAAGUGAUUACAAGAUCUGCGAAGCACAUCUUCAAAACGUACCUACAGGGUGUGGAACUUUCUGCCUUAUCUGCAGCCAUCAGCCACUUCCUGAACUGCUUUCUUAGCUCUUUCCCUAACUCUGUGGCCCAUCUCCAGUCCGAUGAGUUGGUCUCCAAGAAGAAGAACAAGAAGCGCAAGAACCGAAAUUUGGGCAAUGCUGACAAUACAGCUUGGGCCAACAUCGCCCCCCAAGAGCUUUGGAAGAACAUCUGUUCAGAAGCCAAAAGCUACUUUGAUUGCACUUUGGAAUGUGACAAUGCGGAGCAGGCCGUGGAGGUGUACAACCUGCAAAAAAUCAGCCUUCUCCGAGAAAUAUGUAUCAAAGUUGGGAUUCAGAUUCUUUUGAAAGAAUACAAUUUUGAUAACAAACACAAGCCUACCUUCACUGAAGAAGAUAUACUGAAUAUAUUCCCUGUGGUGAAACAUGUCAACCCUAAAGCAACUGACGCUUUCCAUUUCUUCCAAAGUGGCCAAGCAAAAGUACAGCAGGGUUACCUAAAAGAAGGAUGUGAAUUAAUCAAUGAAGCCUUAAACCUGUUUAACAAUGUAUAUGGUGCUAUGCACGUGGAAAUUUGUGCUUGUCUGCGCCUGCUUGCCAGACUCAACUACAUCAUGGGUGAUUAUUCUGAGGCCUUAAGCAAUCAGCAGAAAGCAGUAUUAAUGAGUGAGAGGAUUCAGGGUAUUGAGCACCCCAGUACCAUCCAGGAAUAUAUGCAUUUAGCUCUGUACUGCUUUGCAAACAAUCAGGUCUCAACAUCCUUAAACCUGCUGUAUCGGGCGCGCUAUCUCAUGCUUCUAGUGUAUGGCGAGGGACAUCCAGAGAUGGCGCUGUUAGAUAGCAACAUUGGUUUGGUGCUUCAUGGAGUCAUGGAAUAUGACCUCUCACUCCGGUUCCUUGAGAAUGCUCUUGCUGUCAAUUCAAAGUACCAUGGAGUCAAGUCAUUAAAGGUGGCACUCAGUCAUCAUCUUGUUGCUCGAGUGUAUGAAACCAAAGGAGAAUUCCGCUCUGCCUUACAGCAUGAAAAAGAUGGAUACACGAUAUACAAAAACCAGCUUGGGGAGCAGCAUGAAAAGACCAGAGAAAGCUCCGAGUAUUUGAAGUACUUGACCCAACAGGCAGUGGCCCUGCAGCGCACAAUGAAUGAGAUUUACAAGAAUGGCUCCAAUGCCAACAUCAUGCCUCUCAAGUUCACAGCUCCCAGCAUGACCAGUGUACUGGAACAAUUGAAUAUUAUCAAUGGAAUUCUCUUUAUCCCACUCAGCCAAAGAGAUCUGGAACAUCUUAAAGCCGAAGUUCAACGACGCCAGCAGCUUCAGGAAGCCAUCAAAGGUGCUGAAAAUCACGAGGCAAAGACUAAAGAAGCAGAGAAGUCCGAAACAUCAGACUCCAAUCUAAAUGCAGCCUCUGUGGCACCAGAAAGUUCUGCUUAGAUCCUUCCCUGUCUUUUUAUUCCCAUUGUUUAAAAAACAACAAAAACCACAGACAUUCAGCCUCAAUGGGUUUUAAUGAAAGACAAUAUAAUUGCACAGGUUCCGGUAUCGGUAAUCCACAUUGCAAAUAGAUCGCCAGUGUAAACUGUCUAACCCUGUGUCUGCUCAGCUGAGACAUAUCUGUUCCCAAAGGGCGGCACAUGUAGAAAGCAAAGAGCCCAGUCUGACGCUGGGAUUGUCUCUGUAUGUGUAUAUGAGUGGCUGCUGCAAGACGACAUUAAUGCAUUUGUAUAUGUUAGAGAAUGAUUGGGCUGCCUCAUGUUGACUGAACAUUUCUCAGGUCAGACUAGAACACUCUCUAUCUCCCCCGCUGAGCUCUGAUUUGGGAUGUCAAGUCUGACUCUUACCUUUCAAAGCUGCAACCAAAAGAGUCAGAGCUCAGACCUUUACAAAGCCAUACAGAGACUGUGAAAGAGCGCGGUAUGUUCAGCAGGGUGAAUCAUGGAAUUGGGAAUGGAUCAUGCACACUGUUGUUGGCCCUCUACAAACCAUGGGAAUUCACCUUCUAAAAGAGCAGUUUCAUUUUCUUUCCUUUUUUUGUGUUUUUUUUUGUUUUAAAUGACUGGUUUUAUAUACAGUAGCUGCUUUUUUUAUGUAUGGGUAUAAGCAAUGUGUGUGAUGUAUGUUUGGAUCCUUUCUCCUCUUUAAAGGUUUUUCAAGUUCUGCUGUCUCUUUUCUGUCCUCUCUCAACUUUCAAGUAAAAAGUCUUGCUUAUCUGAAUGUAUAGUCAAGUCUUGGGCCCUGUGGUAUUUUCUUAAUCGGGCAGAGACUUCCAGAAACAGCUGAACAUGUACCUAACACUAUUCAACUUUGCCUUAGAAAUCAAGAAUGUCCUAUUGGUUGGCCACAUAGAAUUAUAUUGGGCCGUAAUGCUGGAGCACAAGGAGUAAAAGCCUCCAUGGAAGGAGUAAUGUGAUAAAUCUGUAUCAUUUUACUAUUAACUAUUAUUCCUCAAUGCCUAGUGAACGAUUCUAUUUUGUAGAGCCGGGAUAUUCAGCCUGUGGCUCCCCAUCUGUUACUGAUCACUACUCCCAGCAUUCCAUGAGUUUUAUUUCAGCACCACCUGGAGAGUCACCAUGUGAGAACAUAAAGUCGGCAACCAUGAUGCCUAAUGGAUUCCUUAAUGAGCAUGGCCAUGAACCUGGGUGUGUUACUGUUCCUUAAUAAUGUCUGAUUUAUUAUUCACUAAUACAGCAUUUGAUUGUAAGACUAAUAGUUCUGCCCUAACUUGAAUAUGUCCAGCCAUGCUGUUGUUUUAUUGGCUAGAUUUACUAAAGGCUGUGAGAAAAUAAUAUUAUAGUUUGUCCUUGUAGCUGCUGUCUGUACACACAACUUUGUAUGAGCCGAUGAGUAUUCCAUGUGUACUGGCUAACGCUUGGUUUCUAAUAUUAGCAGCAAACUGAACUGGGGGCACUCCCAGCAGUAAGUGGUUUUCUGGGUAGUGGGUUCAGCUUGGUGUACAAGAUGGUUGGGAAAGUGAUCUUUAUUGUGUUAUAUGCAGCCCUGAUAUCCAAUUGGCACAUGUAUAGACACAGGAGGCAGUUAGACAAAUAGAAAUAAGUGUAUAGUACACAGGACAUUCAUAUUAUUAUUAUUAUUACUAUAGUCCCCUCUUACAAUAUUCUCAUUCCCUGCUCUCUGCCGUACAGUUUGGCUUGAAGAUGGAUCAUGAUUGUCAUAAAUUCUGGUCAUGUGACUCGGAUUGAAUGCAUUGUCUGCAUUUAUAGAUCCUUGGAGAUCAAUCCUCCGUGAUUGUCUGAAAUGACUGGUUUAGAGAGUGGCUAAGUGCCCCCUCUACAAUCCACUCUCUCUGAUCCUAUGUCUCUUCCCAAUUAGAAAGAAAUCAAUACAAACAAUAUUUUCUGGUUGUUCAGAUGCAUAAAAACCACUGAAAUUCACCGUCUUUACCAAAACCAGACCUCGAUUCCCUGCCCCCCAACUAUACCGUCCUUUAACUUUUUCUACAAUGUAGCAGAACUUUCAAAUACCCACCCUUUGCAACGGAAUGUUAUAGGCCUCUUGCUCCGUCCAUUACUCUUUAACUUAUGAUAUUGCUCUACUUAGAACUACCAGGAGAAAUGUCAGGUGACUCUUCCCUGCUCACUAACUUCACAAGACUCGGCAACAUCACAAGACUUUGUCUUCUCAGUAACGUAACUUUCUGCCGACUGUGUCUGGUUUACUGAAGUGAACAGAGAUAUUAAAAUAUCGAAUAUCUUAAAAUCUAGGGAAAAAAUAUAAAAUUCUAAGGUCUUCAGAAGGGCACUCUGAGCAGUUUACUUUAAUAGAAACACUUGGGGUUGAGCCGAAACCACAUUCUAUAAAAAGUGCUAGGAUUCAGCCAUUCUGGAUUUGUCGCGUCCCUACCAAUAUCAGUGGUGCCCAUUAUAAUAAGGAAUUUCUAGUCUUUGCCUCCUUGACCGUCCUUCCACCUGGCAAAGACUAAAGGUUUAUUUGGAUGGAACUAUGAACCUCUGUGUGAUGCCCCUGUUGAUUAAUCUCACGGCAGUUUACAUUGAACUGACAUCAGACUUGUUCAUGAUUUGUUUUACUUGCAGAGUAAGAAACUUGGUGUUACUUUGGGGGAUCUUUAUUUACAUGAAUAAUUUUUCUUGUCAUUUAGUAACUAAAUCAUGUGAUAAAAUGCUAAGAUUCAGAUUCUGUUCCCUUUUUUGUGUGCGUCCAAUCAGCUAUUGAUAUUUUUUACCUGCAAACUGUUCCAUUGCUAAACCUGUCUAGUUUGUGUGUUCACAAUAAUGUCUAAUAAUGUUUAAAGUGUUUGCUGAGGUCUCUUGAGAUGUUGAAAUGGAAAUUUACCCACAACGCAAUGCUUUAUAGGUUGAUGGCACAAACGGUGCCAAAAAUAAUUCACUGAGCAGAAGUCCAGCAUAAUCUGUCUGUCCACCUAUUUCUGAUUGAUACAAAGCUGCUGUUCCUUGGCAAGUGUCACUUGAAGACAUUUCCCAACACUUUACCAAGCCAUUGUAGGUAAAAUCACUGUCUCUUUAACAACUUGAGAUUUUAGCCUUUAAUAAAUUAAAGUCAAUGCA